AUAGAUUCAGUCCUCCUGCCCCAUAGAUGAGGUCUUCCUGCCCCAUAGACUCAGUCCUCCUGCCCCAUAGAUGGGCUCUUCCUGAACCAUAGACUCAGUCCUCCUGGCAUAUAGAAGGGCUCCUCCUGCCCCAUUGACUCAGUCCUCCUGCCCCAUAGAAGGGCUCCUCCUGAACCAUAGAUUCAGUCCUCCUGGAACAUAGAUUGGCUCCUCCUGGAACAUAGGUGGGCUCCUCCCAUCUAUGAACCCCCUCCCCCCCCAUUAAUUAAUGAAUUGCAGAUUAAGAGCGGGGAGAACGCGGCCAACAUCGCCAUCGAGCUGGCCAGGCACACGCGAGGCCCGGUUUACGCGGGCGACGUCAGCUCUGCCGUGCGGCUGCUGGAGCAGCUGCUGGACAUCCUGGAUGCUCAGCUGCAGGCGCUGCGCCCCCUGGAGAGGGAGUCUGCUGGGAAGAACUACAAUAAGAUGCACAAGCGGGAGCGCACCUGUAAGGAUUACAUCAAGGCGGUGGUGGAGGCCGUGGACAACCUGCUGAGGCCGGACGCCUUGGAGUCGUGGAGGGACAUGAACGUCUCGGAGCAGGCGCACACGGCCACCAUGCUGCUGGACGUGCUGGAGGAAGGAGCUUUCCUAUUGGCUGAUAACGUCAAAGAGCCCGCCCGCUUCCUCGCCGCCCGCCAGAACCUGGGUGAGACCCCCGGGGGGGGGCUGGGGGGCGGGGGGGGGCUUCUGACCCAUAGAUUGGGUCCUCCUGCCCCACACAUGGGCUCCUCCUGCCCCAUGCUCCACAUCUGGGGUCCAUCUGGGCUCCUUCUGCCCCACAUCUGGGCCCCUCCUGCCCCAUAGAUUGGGUCCUCCUGCCCCACACGUGAGAUUCUCCUGCCCCACACCUGGGCUCCUCCUGCCCCAUAGAUGGAGUCUUCCUACCCCAUAGAUGGAGUCCUCCUGCCCAACACCCGAGGUCCUCCCGCCCCACACCUGAGGUCCUCCCGCCCCACACCUGAGGUCCUCCUGCCCCAUAGAUUGGGUCCUCCUGCCCCAUGUUCCACAUCUGGGGGUCAUCCUGCCCCAUAGAUGGAGUCUUCCUGCCCCACACAUGAGAUUCUCCUGUCCCACAUCUCGGCUCCUCCUGCCCCACACAUGGUGUCCUCCUGCCCCACAUCUGGGUUACUCCUGCCUCAUAGACAGAAUCCUCCUGCCCCACAUCUGGGCUCCUCCUGCCCCAUAGUUUGGGUCCUCUUGCCCCACACAUGGAGUCUUCCUGCCCCAUGCUCCACAUCUGGGGUCCAGCUGGGCUCCUCCUGCCCCACACAUAGGGUCCUCCUGCCCCACACUAGAAGUCCUCCUGCCCCACAUAUGCGCUCCUCCUACCCCAUAGAUGGAGUCCUCCUGCCCCACACCUGAAGUUCUCCUGCCCCACACAUGGAGUCCUCCCACCCCACACAUGGAGUCCUCCCACCCCAUAGAUGGAGUCCUCCUGCCCCACACCCAAGG
Molecule: messenger RNA, 1494 nt
Organism: Phasianus colchicus (ring-necked pheasant)
Lineage: Eukaryota; Metazoa; Chordata; Aves; Galliformes; Phasianidae
Source: RefSeq, a predicted model, not a curated record